AACUCACAGAAUGUAUUUAAGAGCCAUUUUACUCACGGAUCACAUCUUCUGUUGCUGUCUCUCUGAAAGCUGAAGCCUGGCAGAUGUUAGUUUCCAGCCAUGGGUGACUGGUCCUACUUGGCCUUACUGCUGGACAAGGUCCAGUCUCACUCCACUGUGGUGGGGAAGAUCUGGAUGAGUGUCCUCUUCCUGUUCAGGAUCUUUGUUCUUGGUGCUGCUGCAGACAAAGUGUGGGGAGAUGAAGAGUCAGAGUUCUACUGUGACUCUUUGGAGCCAGGAUGCUCACACGCCUGCUACAACUGGAUAUUCCCCAUCUCCUAUGUUCAUUAUUGGGUGCUGCAGAUCACCUUUGUGUCAACACCCACCCUGGUCUACCUGGGCCACGCUAUCCACAUCAUCCACAAAGAGAAGCGGAUGCUAGCACAGCUACAGGGCCGCUCUAAUGAAAGUACACUGAAGAAACCCAGGUAUACAGAUGACAGAGGGAAGGUGAAAAUAAAAGGCGUCCUCUUUUGCACUUACAUGACUCAGCUGAUGUUUAAGAUCCUCCUGGAGGUGGGAUUUGGUGUGGGCCAGUUCUACAUCUUUGGUUCAGUGUUCAUGGUCUCCUACUUCCACUGCAACAUGUCUCCACCUUGUGCCCGUCUCACCGGUGCCCAGUGUUUCAUUUCUCGUCCCACAGAGAAGACGAUCUUCAUCAUCUUCAUGCUUGUGGUGUCCAGUGUGUCGGUGCUCCUAAACAUCAUUGAGAUCAUCUACCUGCUCUGUAAUAACAGGAGGAACGCCAGGAAACAACGUGGAGCUCAGCAGCGUUUUCUCGGUGUAGAGCAGUACCCAUCCAACCCGGGCUGGGAGGCACAGAGCAGCCACUACAGAGGCUUCCCACUGUCACCUCUGCCUGCUCACAGUCUGACACACAGCUCCACUGAUGAAAAAGAAAGAAAAGAAAAGGACACCUGAUGGAUGACAUGUCACAUCU
Messenger RNA from Solea senegalensis (Senegalese sole), 979 nucleotides. Its product is annotated as gap junction Cx32.2 protein-like. Lineage: Eukaryota; Metazoa; Chordata; Actinopteri; Pleuronectiformes; Soleidae. The record is from RefSeq and is a predicted model, not a curated record. Gene Ontology annotation, cellular component: connexin complex. Bases 100 to 960 code for a protein of 286 amino acids. The transcript has 2 exons. Gene Ontology annotation, biological process: cell communication.